Anolis sagrei ordinatus is the source of this 2603-nucleotide messenger RNA. The record is from RefSeq and is a predicted model, not a curated record. Lineage: Eukaryota; Metazoa; Chordata; Lepidosauria; Squamata; Anolidae.
GAAAUGAAGACGCCAUGAAGUCACCUCUGGCAUGAUAAGAAAACAUCAGCAUCUAGUGGAUAUUUAUGAGUUUGGAAACCAAAGCGCAAUAACGAAAGGAAUCCCAUCGGAAGAAGAAACCCUCUCGAGGUGCUGAUCUUGUGGAACUCACUUUUGAUCAGAAAGAAAAAGGGAAGACUGAAGUGUCCAUAUUGCAAUUAAUCGUAUACAUACCUGUCACCAUGGAGAAGAAACCCUAUACUUGUCUUGAGUGUGGAAAGAGCUUCACUGUGAGUGGAGGUCUACGCAGGCAUCAGAGGACUCACACUGGGGAGAAGCCCUAUAAAUGCCAGGAAUGUGGACAGAGCUUUACUGAGAGUGGUAAUCUACGUUCACACCAAAGGACUCACACUGGAGAGAAACCCUACCAAUGCCCAGAGUGCGGAAUGUGCUUCACUCACAGUUCAAGUCUGCAUAACCAUCAAAGGAUUCACAGUGGGGAGAAACCCUAUCAAUGCCUGGAGUGUGGAAUGAGCUUCACUCAGAAAGGAACUCUACAUUCACAUCAAAGGACUCACAAUGAGGAGAAACCCUAUAAAUGCCUGGAAUGCGGACAGAGCUUCACUCAGAGUAGAGGUCUACUAAGACAUCAGAGGACUCACACUGAGGAGCAAAACUAUAAAUGCCUGGAAUGUGGACAGAGCUUCACUGAGAGUGGAACUCUACGUUCACAUCAAAGGACUCACACUGGGGAGAAACCCUUCGAAUGCCCAGAGUGCGGGAUGAGCUUCACUCAUUGUUCCAGACUGUAUAAUCAUCAAAGGAGUCACACUGGAGAAAAACCCUUUAAAUGUCCAGAGUGUGGGAUGAGCUUUGCUCAUACUUCAAGUCUGUAUAAUCAUCAAAAGAUUCACACUGGAGAGAAGCCCUAUACAUGCCUGGAGUGUGGACAGAGCUUCGCUAAGAGUUCAAAUCUACUUUCGCAUCAAAGGACUCACACUGGGGAGAAACCCUUUAAAUGCCUAGAAUGUGGACAGAGCUUCACUGAAAGUGGAACUCUACGUUCACAUGAAAGGACUCACACUGGGGAGAAACCCUAUAAAUGCCAAGAGUGUGGACAGAGCUUUGCUCAGAUUGGAAAUCUACAUAGACAUCAAAGGACUCACACUGGGGAGAAACCCUAUAAAUGCCUGGAGUGUGGACAGAGCUUUGCUCGGAUUGGAAGUCUACGUUCACAUCAAAGGACUCACACUGGAGCAAAACCCUAUUCAUGCCCUUAGUGUGGACAGAGUUCCACUCAGAAACACAAUCUGUACACAUAUCAAAGGUUGCAAACUGGGAGAAAUCUUAUAAAUGCCUGGAGUGUAGACAGAGCUUCACUGAAAGUGGAAGUCUAUGUUCACACCACAGGACUCACACUGGGGAGAAACCCUCUACAUGCACAGAAGAAAUAUGUUUCUUAAAAAUUCUGGAUGGUCAUCUAGAAAGAAAAUUGAAAGAUUGCUAAAAUACCUGUUUUGACAGGCCUUUGAUUUUUGAUAUUGCUGUUUUUAAAUUGUUUUUAAAUUGUGUUAGAUUUUAGCCAUUCUUGUAAGCUGCUCCGAGCCCCAGGGAAGUGGAGGCAUAUAAGUUCGAAUAAUAAAUAAAUAAAUAAAAUAUAUGAUAAUCAGGCUGCCGAGCGUUGGACCAAUUGAAGUUUCUGAACUGUCUUCAGGGGAAGCCCCAUGUAGAGUGCAUUGCAGUAAACCAGUCUAGAGGUAACUAAAGUGUGGACCACCGUGGUCAGGUCAGACUUCACAAGAUAUGUUCACAGCUGGCACACAAGUUUAAAUUGUGCGAAGACCCUCCCAACCACCGCCAACACCUGUAUGUCAAGUGUCAGCGCUGAAUCCAGGAGGACCCCCAAGCUGUGGACCUGGGCCUUCAGUAGGAGUGCAACCCCGUCAAGCACAGGUUGCCACCCAAUGUGCGACUGACCUGGAGGACCUCUGUCUUGUCAGGAUUAAUCUUCAGCUUGUUUGUCCUCAUCCAGAUCGUCACAGCAGCCAGGCACUCGUCCAGCAUCCGAGGGGCUUCCUUGGAUUCUGGUAGAAAAGAGUAGUGGAGUUGGGUGUCAUCUGCAUAGAGAUGGCACCAUACUCCAGAACUCCAGAUGACCUCUCCCAGCGGUUUCAUGUAGAUCAGUGGUUCUCAACCUGGGGUCCCCAGAUGUUUUUGGCCUACAACUCCCAGAAAUCCUAGCCAGUUUACCAGCUGUUAGGAUUUCUGGGAGUUGGAGGCCAAAAACAUCUGGGGACCCCAGGUUGAGAACCACUGAUGUAGAUGUUAAAGAGCAAGGAGGACAAGAUAGAUCACUUUCAAAAACAUUGGAACUUUAAAUAAACUCUUUCCUGACAACAGGCAUCCUCAUGAGGGCGGCACUCAUGAGGACUCUGGCCUCACGAGUGGCGCCCUGGCCUUUGGGAGGAAUGAAACUCCACAUUCCAGGUGGACAAUGGGAGGAAACGGGAGAUCAGAAGUUCUCUAAAAUUGUGGUGUGUUUCCAUGCUCAGUGUCCCUGGACUGUGAUGCGGCUCAUGACAUAGAGCCUGGUCAGAAUAUAUCCAGCCAGAAGGAGAGGGAGG